CGCGCCCCGCAUGCGCAGUAGGCGCGUCCCCUUGAAUGACGGCGGUUCCCGUCUGGUCGCGCAGCUCCGCUCCUUCUCCUCGUCCUCGUCUCCACCUGCUCCUCCGCCCCGGUCAACAUGUCCUCGCCGGCGGUGGUGCCGGCGCUGCGCAAGGCAACAGCCACGGUUAUAUUCCUGCAUGGACUGGGAGACACUGGGCACGGCUGGGCUGAAGCCAUGGCAAGCAUCCGCUCCCCACACAUCAAGUACAUCUGCCCCCAUGCUCCACCUAUGCCAGUCACGUUGAAUAUGAAGAUGACAAUGCCUUCCUGGUUUGACAUCAUUGACCUCAGCCUGGAUGCCAGGGAAGAUGAACAGGGCAUCAAACAAGCAGCAGAACAUGUAAAGAAAAUGAUUGACCAGGAGGUGGAGAGCGGCAUCCCGUCCAACAGGAUAAUCCUAGGGGGAUUCUCACAGGGAGGCGCCCUCUCUCUGUACACAGCGCUGACAUCGCAGCAGAAGCUUGCCGGCGUGGUGGCCCUCAGCUGCUGGCUUCCCCUUCACAAGUCCUUCCCAGCGGCAGCCGCCAACUCGGCGAACAGGGAGACGUCGUUCCUGCAGUGCCAUGGCGAGCAGGACCCUCUCGUUCCCGCAGCCUUCGGCAGCCUCACGUCGCAGCAGCUGCGCGGCAUGAUGGGCUCCUCCAACGUCGACUUCAAGACCUACCCGGGCGUGCCCCACAGCUCCUGCCCAGAGGAAAUGAAAGACAUCAAGCAGUUCAUUGACAAGCAUCUGCCACCCAUCGACUGAUGCCUUUUGCCCGAUCACCCCUGCAGCCAGCCCUGCACCCUCCACCCAUGGUGUCCGAACGAACUGAGCUGAGCGCUCCCCGUGCUCUCACCCACUCGCUCGCUCCAGCCUUCCUGUCUCGCCCUGGCCCUGCUGUCUGAGAAGUGCCCUAGCACAGGAGAGGGUUUAUUCUUUGGUGCAUCAAGUGCUGGAGUAGAGAGUGUGUGUUGGGGGAGAGUAACAAAGGGCGCUGCACACUGAAGGUGAAAUGUACUUGAGCCACACGGCAUCAUGAGAAAUAUACCCACAGUGCCUUGCAGGUCCCCCAGAGUAGUUACAUAUGCACAGCAGUCUGAUGUAGGUUUGAGUAUUAGUACAAUGAACGUUUGAUCGUGUUAAACUUCACAGCAGCAAAGUGGCCACAUUAUGCUUCUGUAUGAAUAUGUUUAAUAUCUCAUCUCUAAUUUUAAAUUGCAACAUGUCUGCCUGCUUAAAUGGGCGUGGAAUAGUGCUCAUUAUUUUUGGUGGCACUGAGCCUGUGAUAAAAAUUGCAUGUUCCCAACAACCAAUGUUGAUUUACACAAUAUAGUGAACCUAUUUUAUCUGCCCUAUAGGCAUGAAGGGCUGAGUCGACCAACGACUGGGAUAUGAAUUCGCAACCUUUGGACUGAGUGAAGAUCUUGUGCAGAUAUUUAGUAUUCCUCCGGAAUGGACAACAUGGAAUUAAUUUCAUGUUAUUGUAAAGACCUUAACUUCUUGUCAUUACUCUUAAUAAAAAUGAGCUAUGUAGAAAACACUAAUGCAUAAGACAUGCACUACGUAUGCACUUAAUUGGCACUCACGAAUCAUCUGCACUAUGUGUAAACAAUUCAACAGUGUCCAUGUCUCAAAUGAAUGUUCUUUAAACAAAUGGCUUUACUGAGUCUCACUGAGCUCUUUGAGUUGAAUCCAAAUUGAGGUUAAACAAAGUAUUUGCUGUGCACUCUGAUGGAUGUGCAGGGUGUGGGGCUCUUAUAUAGUUCUGUGUAUCCAGAGUAUCGUUCACCUUCACAUGCAUUGUGGACAGAACAGAGCAUCGUUUGUGUGUUGGCAGAAAGGUAAUGUCAGUAAAUUUUUUUGUUGGUGAAAAAGUAACCAAAUCGCUAUUUCGUACAGGUUUGGCAAUUUGGGCUCUGAAAAUUUGUUGUGAAAAUAUACUUCUCCCGACACACGAAUGAGGCACAUGCGUGUUUUCCAUCUGAUGGGGAUUUUCCAUGGCUGGAUAAAUUGUGAGCUUUGCGUUGGUAAAAGGGCUGCUUGAAAGGGGUCAUUGGCAAACGAAACCUCCCUUAAUAAAAUAACGGCAACAUAAAGGUGCAUUCUACGCUUCAUGGCAUUGGAACAAACGAUGUUGAGAUGUUUUGUGCAGGCCUUUCCCUAUUUUAAUGAAAGAAUGAAUGAAUGAAUUUGUUUACUUAGAAACAAGGUGACAGUCCGUUGAUAGUAAAUGCCUUUUGCAAUGAAUUCUGGACAGUGAUCAUUCAAACAAUAAAAACAAUGUUUCGAACCAGAUGACAGCU
Molecule: messenger RNA, 2327 nt
Organism: Petromyzon marinus (sea lamprey)
Lineage: Eukaryota; Metazoa; Chordata; Hyperoartia; Petromyzontiformes; Petromyzontidae
Product: acyl-protein thioesterase 1-like
Biological process (GO): protein depalmitoylation
Cellular component (GO): cytoplasm
Molecular function (GO): carboxylic ester hydrolase activity; palmitoyl-(protein) hydrolase activity
Source: RefSeq, a predicted model, not a curated record